This is a messenger RNA of Dendrobium catenatum, 1131 nucleotides long. RefSeq names its product membrane steroid-binding protein 2. The transcript is spliced from 2 exons. The coding region runs from base 242 to 898 and encodes 218 amino acids. NCBI's taxonomy places the organism in Eukaryota, Viridiplantae, Streptophyta, Magnoliopsida, Asparagales, Orchidaceae. The record is from RefSeq and is a predicted model, not a curated record. Gene Ontology annotation, cellular component: endomembrane system; membrane.
UACUGGAAAGCAAAGGUGAAAUUUUUCAUAACGCGACUCUUUCGGCACAAAAUUCCGCAACUUUUCCGGCGAUACAGUCAGCGGCCUUGAUCGCCUUUUUUCCGCCACAGUAGCAGCUGUGAUCCACCGCCGCUGCUUUACCACUCGAGAUUUUUCAGAAAUCGAAACCCCUGCAACUUUCAACCAUUAAAAAUACUCUGAUAGCAGCGUGAAGCCGAAGAAGAGAAACUCUAAUACGGUGAUGGGAGUCAUGGAGCUCUACUCGACUGUUGCAGAGACGAUUUACUCUUACACGGGGCUUUCUCCGGUUGCCUUCUUUACGAUCCUUUCGCUCAUGGUUGGGAUAUACCACAUGGUCUGCGGGAUGUUCGUCUCGCCGGAGGUGGAGGCGGCAGCGGCGACAAGGAGGUCGGUGCAGCCAGAGCCUGAGUUACCUCCCGAGCCUGUUGAGAUUGGGGAGGUGACGAUCGAGGAGCUGAGGGCUUACGACGGAUCGGAUCCCAAGAAACCUCUUCUGAUGGCGAUUAAAGGGAAUAUCUUCGAUGUUUCGAGAUCCAGAAUAUUCUACGGACCUGGUGGCCCUUACGCUUUAUUUGCGGGUAGGGAAUCUAGCCGAGCCUUGGCUCUCAUGUCCUUUGACCAAAAUGACCUCACUGGCAACCUUGAAGGCCUCAGUGCUUCUGAACUGGAAGUCUUGCAAGAUUGGGAAGAAAAAUUCAUGGAGAAAUAUGUUAAGGUUGGACACCUCGUUUCUGAAAGGACAAGAACAACAGAUAACAAUCAAAAGAAUGAGAAGCUUGAAGCACUGCAGGAGCCGAGGACUGAGAUAGAUAACCAAGUUGAAAACCUGGGAACUAAAGGAAAUGAAAGAGACUCUAGAUCAGUAAUCUGGGCUUAGAUUUUGUAUGGGCGUUCUGAUGUUCUUAUAAGGCUUGAGUUGCUAUGUUUCUCUCUAGUGCUGCUGCAUGUAAGCUGUUACAUUAAUCUAUGUUAUUCUAGAUUUUAUGGUACCCCAUAACAUUUCCCUCAGCCAUUCCCUUAAUUUAGUGUUGGAUUUGUAAGUUCUUAUGUAUUACACUGUCUCAAUUAGUAGCAUUGAAAUGAUUUUUGUCUUGGCUAGUUGCUAUCUUA